This is a messenger RNA of Cyclospora cayetanensis, 2706 nucleotides long. Its product is annotated as exportin-2. NCBI's taxonomy places the organism in Eukaryota, Apicomplexa, Conoidasida, Eucoccidiorida, Eimeriidae. Bases 1 to 2706 code for a protein of 901 amino acids. The transcript has 12 exons. Gene Ontology annotation, biological process: protein export from nucleus; protein import into nucleus. The record is from RefSeq and is a predicted model, not a curated record. Gene Ontology annotation, cellular component: cytosol; nuclear envelope. Gene Ontology annotation, molecular function: nuclear export signal receptor activity; small GTPase binding.
AUGACGAUUCAGAAGACAGCACAUGGCACCCCCGAGCGGCAGAAACAGCGAGUGAGUGAUUGCGCUCUCUCGGCACGUAGGAAUGCAAAAAAAUUGUUUCCUCUCCGUGUACAUACAGGCGACUUGGAGCGGCUUAAAAGCGUCAUUUGCGACGCCCUGCGUCUCUACUUUUACAAAUACCAAGAGGAAAUUCAGCCAUGGGUUUACUUCGCUGUACAUGCAGUGUGGUUCGCCGUUCGGCAGCUGGACAGCCGCACGCGGUUUGACAUGCUGCUAGCAGCUGCGGCAGAUUGCUUGAGCGCAGCAGCAGCAACAGAAUGGGAGAUGCGAACUCUUCCCGAUUCGUUUGCGUCUGCGGCUGUCAGUCUGGGGUUGCCUGAGGCACAAGUGCAAGAGCUGCAGCAAAAGCGGCUUCGGGGUCCAGCCAAUCCUUUCCAGGAAGAAGCGCUUCUCAGAGACAUCCUCGAGGGUGUCAUCGUGCCUAACAUUGCGCUUCGUGAUAAGGAUCUUGAGCUGCUGGAAGACUCCCCAAUGGAGUUUGUGAGGCGAGACGUCGAAGGCUUCCCCGCUUGCCCACAUUUGCCACGUCGCGCCUGUGUGUCGGAUCUCAUCAAGGGGAUGUGCAGGCUGCAGCAGCAGCAGCUGCAGCAGCUGCUGCUGCAGCUCGUGCAGCAGCUCGCAGGUCAGGCGGAUGCUGCGGGAGGAGGUGCAACUGAGCGAGGCGCUCGACUCGUCGAUUCUGCCGUCUUUGUGAUGGCUGCUGUUGCAUCAAGAGCUCUACACUCCGGCGCAGCAGCGGCGGCAGCAAGCCCUACAGAAUUAGCUGCCUUCUUCACAACGCAUGUCGCGAGGGAGCUGCAACAGCAGCAGCAGCAAGAACGCAAGUGCUUAGCCGUUGCCGCUGCCCUCAAAUUCCUCGCAACGUUCAGAGCUCAACUGCCGAUUUCGCUGCUGUGUGAGAGUCUCCCGCUGGUGUCAGCCUUGUUGCUGUCUCCUCACGAGGCACUGAGGGCUUAUGCAGCGUUUUGCAUGCAUCGUCUUCUUGCCUGCCGAAAUUCGCAAGGGCAGCGCCUCAUUGAUCCGUCCUCAUGUCAGCCUAUCCUCCUUAAAAGUCUCAGCUUCCUGCGGCAGUCGCUAAGUGACGUAAAGGCGCGCGAAAAUGAAUUUGCUGUCAAAGCCCUCGCGCGACUUUUGUUAUGCCUGGGAGCAGCUGCAGCGAGCGAGUCUCUGCCGCUGCUGCAGCUGCUGCUGCAGCAAAUCAAAGCAGAAGCCUCGCAACCAGGCAACCCAGUGUACUGCCACUACCUUUUUGAGUGUCUGGCUGUAAUCUGUCGUCUCGCAUCCGACCAGACACGAACGAACGCAGCCUCGGCAGAAGCAGGAGCCAGCUGCCUUCAGCAGCAGCACCUAGUCGAAGAGCAUGUCGUGCCUGUACUAUCCGUCUUGAUUCAGCAAAGCCAGCACGAAUUCACGCCUUACUGCUUCCAGAUCCUCGGUGUCUUGUUGGAAGGUGCCUCCCGCACGGGAACCAUUGGAAGCAGUCGUCUUUAUGUCGAUCUUCUAGAGCACUUGCUGCAGCCACACGUCUGGGUAGCGUCUCAGGGGAAUGUGCCUGCGUUGGUGCGUCUUGUAAGCGUCUUUCUGCGGCAGCUGCAGCAGCAGGGGUAUCACCAGCCUCAACAGCAGCAGCAACAACAACAAAUCCAGGUGCUUCUGCAUGGACGCGUUGCACAGCUCCUCGAGAGAAUGCAGUUCUGCAUUUAUCACCGAAAACUCGCAGCCGCUGGCUUCGAUCUGCUCAACGCUAUCUUCAGGUUCCUGCCUUUCGAAGCCUACAAGCAGCUUCUCCCCACAUUGCUAACGGUGCUCCUAAAAAGAGCCCAUCAGCUUCAGCAGCAGACUUUCAACGCGCAUCUCUCCUUCUCCCUGCUUUUGUUCCAAUGCCGCUCUCCUGACAUUACAGCUUUGCCAUGCGGAUUGGAGCAGCUGCAGCAAGGGCUUUUACAGCAGGUGGUUUGUGCAAUAGCGCUGCCGUCAGUGCAGCACAGCUUGGAGUCGGGGUGUUCUCUGUCAAAGAAGAAGGUGUUUAUGGUAGGACUAGCGCGGCUGGCAGCGGCAGCUGCCGCUGCAGCAGCUGAGCCUCAGCUGUUGCACAAAAUGCUGCAAACUAUGGAGACUCUCCUUAGUGGGUAUGACUUUGGAAGCGAUCUGUUGCCUUUUGUUGCGGCUGCUGCAGCCACAGAACGAGCUGAUCGCAGAGCUGCUGCUGGCACUGACUUUGAUCCUGACGAUGAUGUGAGUUGGUCUCCAGCAACAACUGCCGCAGGCACUGCUGCUCUUUCAGGAGUCUCUGCUUGGCGAUAUGGUGGAUUUGCGAGAAGCGCUGCGCGCGUCGCUGCUUCCCUUGCUGCCUACGAUCCAGCAGAGCAGGCGGCACGAGCAACAUCUCAGGGGUAUGUAUCGAGGGAGCAAUUGGGCGUGAAAUCCACAACAGCGGGGGAGAAGGGGGGCGGGAAAGAAGAGGGGGAACACGCAGCAUGUAGCAUGCAUGCAGUGCGCCGAAAAGAGGACGGCACAGACUAUGCAGCAGCCCAAGUUAGAAGGGGACAGAGGCAAUCGAUGCUCCUAGCAUUUCCGCCUUUAGGGCCUAAGGAAAGCGAAGCCAUAAGAUACAGACUAACUAUAGGCGAAAGAGGGAGCUUCUGA